Molecule: messenger RNA, 3664 nt
Organism: Suricata suricatta (meerkat)
Lineage: Eukaryota; Metazoa; Chordata; Mammalia; Carnivora; Herpestidae
Gene: DRAM1
Product: DNA damage regulated autophagy modulator 1
Exons: 7
Coding region: 813-1406 (197 amino acids)
Biological process (GO): regulation of autophagy
Cellular component (GO): lysosome
Source: RefSeq, a predicted model, not a curated record
GUCGCUGCGGAGGGAAGGGUCCCGAUCCAGCGAGGGGCGUCCCGCGGACAGACGGGGUCUGACGACGCGGGGAGCGCGCUCCUGGCGGCCGGGACCGGUAGGGAGGCCGCGGGGACAGAGCCCAGCGGUUCUGAUUUUCCCCUGAACACUGAACCCAGUGGCGUCGGGAGGGGCCCAGAACAGACGGUAGAACUUCAGAUGAACUGUGGGCGGUGUCGAAAUAAGAAUGGGUCCUGAUGGAUGCCGUUUGUUGAGUGUGUAAGAGGUAGAUCCAGGUGUGUGCGAAAACAGUGCACAGACUUCACUUUCACUUCCCACGUCCUCGUGAUGGAUGUCCGCUUAUUUUUCAUACAAGGAAACCAAGUUUAAGCAGAUGUUGAAAUAUCAUCAGUGUGACACUGAUGUCACAGUUAGAAAUGGUGGAAGUGGAAUUCACACCCAAGUCCGUCCCAUGCCAAAAGCAACACUUUGUCACCUCCAAGGUUUUGGGAGUCGGGCUUAAGCGUUCUUGGAUGGAGCUGCUUGACAUCCCUUCCGGAUACUGCGCCCCCAAAGUCAGAGCCCUCAAGUUAUCAGCAGCUUAUGACACCUUUUGUGUUGCCAUUAUACCUUUUUGCUGUUGUCAUUGUCGUUGUUUGUUUUUUGUUUCUCUGUGUUUGAGGUUUGGCGUCUACCUUUCCUGAGGAUCACUUCAUCGGUGCCCAGGACGUUGAUCCUUUUCAAAUGGCUCCUGGCUCUGGGCCUAGCCAAUGGCAAUGGGCAUUCCUUAAACAUUAGAAGGAUCCAUCUUUUUCCAAGUGGUGUGACCUGCAAUGGCUGGUGAUACAGGAACAACACCUCCAGAGAGUGGGAUUUUUGGAUUUAUGAUAAACUUCUCUGCAUUUCUUGGUGCAGCCACAAUGUACACAAGAUACAAAAUAGUAGAGAAGCAAAAUCAAACCAGCUAUUUUAGCACGCCUGUUUUUAACCUGGUGUCGCUAGUUCUUGGAUUGGUCGGAUGUAUCGGAAUGGGCAUUGUAGCCAAUUUCCAGGAGUUAGCUGUCCCUGUGGUCCAUGAUGGCGGUGCCCUUUUGGCUUUUGUUUGUGGUGUGGUCUACACACUCCUGCAGUCUGUCAUCUCUUACAAAUCGUGUCCCCAGUGGAACAGCCUCUCCACAUGCCACGUGCGGAUGGCCAUCUCUGCCGUCUCCUGCGCAGCCGUGGUCCCCAUGAUUGCCUGUGCCUCACUAAUUUCUAUAACCAAGCUGGAAUGGAAUCCAAAAGAAAAGGAUUAUAUAUAUCACGUAGUGAGUGCAAUCUGUGAAUGGACAGUGGCCUUUGGUUUUAUUUUCUACUUCCUAACAUUCAUCCAUGAUUUCCAGAGUGUCACCCUAAGGAUAUCCACAGAAAUCAACGAUGAUGUCUGAAGAAAGGAGAAUUCUGUGUCACUCAGUGAAAGUCGCAGACAGUUUCUGGAAGUGGCCCGGAGGACAGGCAGGGUCCUAACGCUGCUCUGCGUGGAAUGCAUCUGCGCACAUCCAGGACUUGAAUUUCAGUAAGAAUUCCCAGUAGUUGUACUAUUUCCAAAGGUAUGUUUUCCUAGUGAGCUUAGAGCAUUUGUGACAUCAUAGCAAUGUUUUUAUAAUUUUCUAAGUAGACACUUUUUUGUAUUAAAUUCAUUACAGAGAAGCUAAGAUGUUACAGAAAAUGGACUGCUCUUGUUUUUGCCCAGAUUGUUUUGUUUUCUUUGUGUGUAAGUGGUUGGUGCAAAUCCACCAAACGAGGAAUUCACUAAGAAGUAAAAUCAGGGCAUAUUCAUUUAAAAUUUUUAUUUUUAGAGCAUGAGCUAAUUUUAUAUCAUGAGAACAUUUGUAAAAUUUGAUUUAUAAGGAUUUAGUUAACAAAUUAACACUAUCACUCUACUCUGAUUUUUAUAUGAACUAAGCAAAAUGCUUCUACUGAAAGGCCUUACUAUCUCUAUGCACAUUAACUCUAAGUGAACACAGAAGACCUCAGGUUUUCAAUUCCGUCCCUCAUGGGCCUCCCUGCUCACAGAGCCCCAGUGUUUACCCUUGCGGCUGACUGGUAUUCCAUAGUGGGCCUAAUUCCAGGUGGGAUGAAUCCGGCAAGACAGAUCCGAAAAGCCUUAGCACAAGAAAAUGGAAGCAAGCACCUGACAAGAAAGCCUCAUCGGAUUCUGGAUCGUUGUCUUUGCUGGAUGAGCAAGGCCGGAAAGUGUCUCAGGGACCAUUUAUGGAAGAGAUGGAUUGUGGGAAGGAGACCUUUGUUUAGUACGAAACCUCCACAAAGGCCAACCUGUGAAAAGCAUUAAAAAGACCAUUUGUAAAACCACCCUUUAUUGUUACUGGCGUAAAUUGAUAUACAGUCUGACUCAGAAGCUGAAACUCACAUCUCGAAUUUAUUUCAUGGCAGUAAACCUCUGGAAGAGAAUGCAGGUCUGAGAGAGAAGAGAGGAGAGGGUAGAGGGUGCAGUUUAUUUGAUCCUUCUUUUAAUGCCCGUGGCUGGAUGCUUGCACACUAUACGAAAUGCGAACCCAGUCCUUUGUUAAGCAAAACCUACACACUCCGUCUUCUCACACAAAUCACAAAUGGCAAAUGAAAAGUAAAUCAUUCCAGAAAAGGAAGUAGGCCUUGAAAAUGUUACGGCUUAGGUUUGAAAGUUGAAGAGAAGGCCUUCCUUCAAAGACGCUCUGGACCACAAACUUACAUCUGGCCAAGUGGGUCCAGAGCUUGAGGGCAUGUGCCGGGGCCAGAACAGCCCGCUUGGUCAGCCUGGGAGGGGAUCCGGGAGUGGUGGGCAUGGCAUGGCUCUUCAGUCACUAUCGGCCGAGUGAAUGAAGCAGUCGGCCACCUCAGCAACAACAAACCGUGUUGCCUGUGCUCAGCGGUGGGGAACCUGAGAACCAUGUCUUGAGUCUGUUGCAGCUUGUCAUAAUGCUGGGGGCCCCCAUAGUAACACUGGAGCUGAAAGACUGAAACUCUGGCAAGCAUUCAUUAUUCUGAAGAUGGGAGAGAAAUGUCACCUUCCUGUGCCGUGACACCUGCAGGAGAAUGAGUCCUUAGCUGGGACUCAGUUUGAACAGACUUUUCUUACCUGCACUUCUCACGAUGCUUUACUAUUCUUCAUGUCCAUAUCUCUCUGUGUAAUAGAUUGGCAGAGUAUGUGCCUUAAUCUUGAUCUUUGUAAAUCCAGUGUUUACCAGGGUGCCUCCUGGUACACAGUAGGUGCUUAAUAAAUACUCAUUGAAUGCAUAAAUGAACGAGUGAACAAGUGAAGGAGUGACGAGGGAUAUUUGUAGUGCUGCAUAAUGAGACUUACACUGGUUUACUAGUUAAGCGAUAAGCAGAUGGUCUGUAUCACUCAGGAAUGUUGACUGUUUCACUUUGUGUACUGUAAACGUCUCAGUUGUUUGGGCUUCAUGGCUCUGUGCCAAUUCUCUCCAACCUGGACAGUUACCACCAAAAUUGCUACAUGGGACAGACAAAACGGUACACCUGGCUUGGCAAACUGAGAACGCUAAAAGUCACCCCAGACAAUCUCAUUCUGCUGGUUCCUCUAGAGCUGGUCUUAAUCCACAUUUUGGUAUUAUUUCUGAUUUCCAUGACUUUGCAUUUCCUUGGACGUCUUGGCUGAAAGAGUAAAAUAAAAUGAAAUAUUUCUUUA